AUGAAGUCGGGUGCCGCGAUUCUCAACACUGUGCACGAGAAAAUGCAGAGCAUUCCUGUCCACGCAUUUAUUGUGCCAAGCAGUGAUUCCCAUAACAGUGAGUACGUAGCCCCACACCUCCAGCGUAGAGCUUUUCUCACUAAUUUCAAAGGCAGCGCCGGUACCGCGGUCAUCACUCAAGAGAAGGCCCUUCUUUGGACUGAUGGACGCUAUUGGAUUGAAGCGGCGGAGUCCCUUUACCCCGAGUUCCAGCUCAUGAAACAGGGCCACCCCGAUGUGCCCUCUAUCGAGGACUGGAUUGUUGCGGAGAUGGGCGUCGAUGCGGUGGUUGGUAUGGAUCCACUUGUUUGCACCAUCUCGGAAUGGAAACACCUGAGCAAGAAGAUAACGCUCAAGGCUAUAGAAGACGUUGUGGGCCCAAUGAUGGCAAGUAUUCAUGUCCCCUCACCGCUGUAUCGGCGUCCAGUGGAGUACUCCGGAGCCACCGCGGCGGAACGUCGAGCGAUGAUUGUUGCCGAGUUGGAGAAGCAAGGGUGCGACUUUACAGUGCUUUCGGCUCUUGAUGAGGUGGCCUGGCUUACUAACCUGCGUGGUCGAGAUGUUCCGUUCAACCCCGUCUUUUACGCAUAUGCUAUUGUGGAGAAGGAAAACUCAAAGAUAUGUGUUUAUGUCGAUAUGGAAAAGGUUACCCCGAUGGUGAAGGACGAAUCUGCGUCAGAGAUAGAAUUCUUUCCCUAUGAUGCGCUGAUUCCAACUCUACAGAGUCUUCCCAAAGGACAGGUGGUGCUCCUUGACGAGCGUCAGACUAGUCAGGCAAUUUACAACAUCCUAACGGAAAGAGAAAUUUUGGUGAAAUGCGUCGUGUGCGGCUGUGCGCAACGCAUGAAGGCCAUUAAGAACGAUAGCGAGCUCAAGGGGUUUCGUGAGUGCCACGUGCGCGAUGGCGCGGCCCUCACACAGUACCUAGCCUGGCUGCAUGAGAAGGUGGUUGUAAAGGGUGUCACGACGCUUAACGAAUACGAAGCGGCGCAGCGACUUGAGGAGUAUAGAGCGGCCGAUUCACUUUUUGUGCAGCUUAGUUUUGGCACCAUCUCGGCUGCGGGGCCCAACGCUGCGAUGUGUCACUACACGCCGACUCCAACUCGCUGUUCCGUCCUUCGCCGAGACCAGCUUUACCUCGUGGACAGCGGCGCCCAGUACUGGGACGGCACCACUGAUGUCACGCGUACCAUCUGCUUCGACGAGCCACGUGACGAGGAGAGGGAAGCCUACACACGGGUCCUCAAGGGGCACAUCGCCCUGAACGAGGUGACUUUUCCCAAAGGAACUGCUGGGUACCGGUUGGACGCACUGGCGAGGCUCGCGCUAUGGCAGGUUGGUCUGGACUACUGUCAUGGCACUGGGCAUGGCGUUGGUUCAUUUCUUUGUGUUCACGAGGGGCCUCACGGCAUUGGCAUUCGUCCCUUGCCCACAGAGGCUACUGUUGACCUCCACUGUAUCGUGUCUAAUGAGCCCGGGUACUACAAAGAGUCUGGUUUUGGAAUUCGUAUUGAAAACUUGGAGGAGGUCGUGGUACAACCAACCAAGUAUAGCAAAGACGGCUUCCUGACGUUAUCCUAUCUGACAAUGGUGCCUCUGUGCCGCGAGUUGAUUGAUGUAAGUCUUCUCACACAACGGGAACGGGAUUGGGUAAAUGCAUACCACACAACAGUGGUCGGUAAGCUAGAGCCGAGACUUCAGGAGAGAGGUGAUGAGCGUGCUAUUGCAUACUUGAGGUAUCACACACAACCCAUUUAA
Messenger RNA from Phytomonas sp. EM1, 1797 nucleotides. NCBI's taxonomy places the organism in Eukaryota, Euglenozoa, Kinetoplastea, Trypanosomatida, Trypanosomatidae. The record is from the annotation of a GenBank genome assembly.